Molecule: messenger RNA, 2183 nt
Organism: Amblyraja radiata (thorny skate)
Lineage: Eukaryota; Metazoa; Chordata; Chondrichthyes; Rajiformes; Rajidae
Gene: c17h16orf46
Product: chromosome 17 C16orf46 homolog
Exons: 2
Coding region: 300-1487 (395 amino acids)
Source: RefSeq, a predicted model, not a curated record
AUGUAAUUUGCACCAGGAAGAAUGAAGGUGGAAUACUGGUGUGAUUGAACUAUCCUUAUUAUGUAUGACUGCAUCAAAUACUUGCCACUGUUUCGGAUGGCAUCUUUCUUUAUACAUGAAGUAAGUGAUCUAAUAGUAACUGUAUGUGAAGCAAUGUCAUCAAAUAUUAACUGUGAUGCCUUAUUUAAUAUUUAAUGAUCUUGCUUUAACUUGAACUUAGUGAGGCAUUAACUUCAUGCUUCCAUUCCUCCGCCAGAUAAAUAGUUGGAGCUUGCCCUGUUAAAAACCGUAGCUGGAAAAUGGACUUCCAGGUCGAGGAAGUGGUUGACGAUAAUAAAAAUGUAUUUUGUGAAUCUCCUGGAGAUGACAGUAAUGAUAGUAGUGACAAUGAUGCAGCAAUGAGCCCCACCCAUUUUCUACAUUCGUGGGAAUCAGAAAGAAAACUCAUUGAUGUUCUGAUCACACUUAGUGAGGAAGGCUAUGAAGAUGAUAAGUCGAUGGACCCGUUCGUCCCUUGUGGUGGAUGGGAUGAUGCAGUGCAUUGCUGGAGAACAGACAACCUCCAUUCCUUCAUUCCCAUGAUGAAAAAAACAAAUAAAUCAAGAAAUGACAGUCACUGUGCGGUCUGUGCAGAGAUGGUACCCAUCGUCGCAAGGAAAACUGGCCAAGAUAUUGAACAUUCUAAAUCAUUUAGUAACACAUUUGUGUAUAACGUCGAAGAGGAGGAUUUCAGCUCUAUCCCAGCGAAAACUCCAGCGAGCCAGAUGUAUACAUUCAGCUCUACAGUUUCACAGGUGCAAGCAAGUAAGGCAAGCAAAGAAAUUCAUACUGAAGACAAGACAGAAACUGAAAUUAAUCCACAUAAAGAAAAAGAGUAUGAAAUGAUCCUGGGCACCAUUCAACAGAUGCCCUUUAGAAAACAUUUCUCCCUACUUCCACCUGUAAAAAUUGUCAAUGACAGUGAAAUGUCGGCUCCGAGUGUCAAACCUGGGACAAAUUUUAGUUGGGGAACACAAAAUGGCAACCCAAAUAUGAAAAUUGUGAGUGAAGCAUUGGAGAACAGUGGCAGCAUUGCCACCAAAUACUGCCUCAGGACCCAUCAUUGCAAUAUGGCUAUGCUACAGGUCAGCGACAUAGAAAAGACUGCAAUAUCUCCUCCUAUUGGAAUUACAAGAAUCAUGAAUCAUUGGUGCUGGCGAUACCCCUUAAUGCAAGACAACCAUAAUCUGUUCAUCAAUGGUGUGCCAGCCUCCAAACUAAAGGGAUACCACAGAGUGGGCCUACAGCCUAUGAAAAUAACAAAACAUCACACAAAUAACACAAAGCAAGAUAUCCCUGGGAAAUCUGCUUUCAGUCACAGUGGUUCAACUGAUAAAAGGCAAAAAGUCACAGGGCAUAAUAUUCUCCCUAUGCUCCCACAACCAGGUCCACCACCACCUUCCAGACCUAGAAUAGCAGUCUCUGUAUUGCCCCAGAGACUUUUAUAGUCUUAAAUUUACAUCUCCUAGCUCUUCCAUUCUCCUAGGCCCCACACCUGCCGAGACCCAUUGUAUCGCCCAUCCUCUUCCCUGGACCCCAAUGCAUUACAUAGACUUUAGGGUCUGUUGUGAUGUCAUAAGAAAUCAUUAGGUUCUGGCAAGAAAUUAGCAAUAAUGACACAUAUAAUCUGAGAAAUGUUUACUGGAGAGUAGCAAGAGUGUAUUCGAGUCAGAUAGAAACUUUCUCUCUCCCUCUCCAUGUUACAAAUAUUCCUGUAAAUCAUUCUGUAUAAAUGAAUCCAAUUAUUUUAAAGACCUAGAUGAUGUUUUACUUCAAUUGUUAUACUUCACAUCAAUACUUAGUCUUAAAUUAUGAUCUUGAUAAUGCAUAUGGUUUUGUGUCACAAUUUUAUUUCAGCUUGAUAGAAACAAGAACAGAGGAAAGAAUUUUCAGAAGUUCACAAUUUUGCGUGCCUGAUACAAAUUCCUCUCAUCUCAUUAAUAAUUCAAAUUGCCCUUCCGCAGAUGCUCUGUUCCCCAAAACAGACCAGUCUUCCAUUAAGAGCUGGAAGACAACAUGAUACGCAUAGGGUGGCACAGUGGCACAACAGUAAAGUUGCUGCCUUACUGCGCCAGAGACCCAGGUUCGAUCCCGACUUUGGGUACUGGCUGUACGUAGAUUGUACGUUCUCCCUGUGACCGCAU